AUGGGGGAAGCCGGCGAGUCACAAAACGAGUCAGGUUCAACACUGCACAUUGUCCUCAUUGCAUCCAUUGCAGCAGGGCUCCAGUUCGGGUGGGCCCUUCAGCUGUCUCUCCUCACUCCCUACACCCAACUACUAGGCGUGGCCCAUCAAUGGGCCGCUAUAGUCUGGCUUACCGGGCCCAUUUCAGGCCUUCUUGUCCAGCCCAUUGUCGGCUACUUCAGUGACAAGCUCGGGAGGCGUGUCCCCUUCAUUGCUUCCGGCGCAGCCCUUGUAGCUGUGGCAGUUGUUCUAAUCGGUUAUGCCGCUGACAUGGGCCACAGCUUCGGUGACCCGCUCGAGAAAACCGUCCCUAAGCCCAAAGCACUCCUCAUUUUCGUGAUCGGUUUUUGGAUUCUUGAUGUUGCCAACAACACCGUGCAGGGGCCGUGCAGGGCAAUGCUGGCGGAUUUGUCGAAUGGGGACGCGCGCAAGAUAAGCACGGCUAACGCUCUCUUCUCGUUCUUCAUGGCGGUGGGGAACGUGCUGGGGUAUGCGGCCGGUUCGUACACCAAGCUGUACAGGAUCUUUCCCUUCACGAUGACCACGGCUUGCGAUGUGUACUGCGCGAAUCUCAAGAGUUGCUUCAUAAUCUCGGCUACGCUACUGCUGACUCUGACGAUCAUAGCGCUCAGCAUUGUUCGGGAGAAGUCCGGUUCGGCAGCUGCAAGGAAGGCUGAGGCGGCUCAAAACGGAAGCAAAGGAUUUAAGAUUUUGGGAGCUCUCAAGGGGCUGCCCAAGUCCAUGUGGCUGCUAUUCCUCGUGAACUUCAGUCUUCCAUUUGCUCUGGCUUCAAUCUAUUCAUCAAACUCCACAACUGCUGGACAAGGUCUAUCUCUUGGGCUUCUCAAUCUUGCUAUAGUGAUUCCUCAGAUGAUAGUGUCGGUGUCGAGUGGGCCGUUGGACGAGGCAUUUGGCGGAGGCAACCUGCCGGCGUUUGUGAUGGGAGCGGUGGCUGCCGUAAUAAGUGCCGUUUUGGCCAUCACUGUACUGCCGACGGCCCCAUCUCCGGACGGUGGAUCUGCCAGGAUUUUGGUCGCCGGUGGUGGACAUUGA
Molecule: messenger RNA, 1092 nt
Organism: Striga hermonthica
Lineage: Eukaryota; Viridiplantae; Streptophyta; Magnoliopsida; Lamiales; Orobanchaceae
Source: the annotation of a GenBank genome assembly